Messenger RNA from Peniophora sp. CBMAI 1063, 2133 nucleotides. NCBI's taxonomy places the organism in Eukaryota, Fungi, Basidiomycota, Agaricomycetes, Russulales, Peniophoraceae. The record is from the annotation of a GenBank genome assembly.
AUGCCCACCAUAUCGCCCACCCAGGAGUCGGACAAGGAGAGAGUGCUCGAUGCGCUGAACGGGAGAGUCGCGGAACUAGCAGGCGCUAGGCAGACCCCCAAACGACGGGUCUCGGAGAACAGACUCUUUGCUCUCCUGAUAGGCGUCGACCGCUAUGCUUCAAAGGCCAUCGGAAAUCUCUCAGGAGCUGUGGCCGACGCCGAACGGAUGAGGACGUUCCUCGUCGAGCAAGAUCCGCCAGUCAGGAGUCACCGCAUCACGUCGUUGAAGAACGAACAGGCGACAGCGGGCCGCAUCAUCGAGAGUCUCUGCGCCCUUUGUGACGACGAAGGCAUCCAUCAUGGCGAUCCCAUAUUGAUAUACUACGCAGGCCAUGGCAGCAAGCUCAGAAAGCCAGCCGACUGGCCGUCCGCAGAAACCCACAUCCAGUGUCUUACGCCACACGAUGCACGGAUUGCUGGAGAUCAUGUCGACGGUGUCGUCUUGGACCUUACUUUCGGUGCUGUUCUCCACCGGCUAGCUGAUGCGAAGGGAAACAACAUCACCGUUAUCCUCGACUGCUGCCACUCGGGCUCGGCCACUCGCAUCACCGACCAAAGCAUUCCGCGCGGCGUCGAGUUCAAGGCCGCAGACGGAAAGACGAGCCUGGCGGUCAGCGCCUCCUACCAGAGGGACUUCUGGGACAGAGAUGGGACGUCCGACGUGCGCGGAUGCUGCCUCCUUCCGGCCUUCGCGAACACCGGACUGCAAUCUCAUACCGUCCUCGCGGCCUGUGCGUCGAAUGAAUCCGCAUACGAGGACCGUCAUACUCGGGAAGGGCGCUUCACGGCCGCCUUCCUGCGCGCGGUUCGGGUCGGAGGGACGGAUACGAUGACCUAUUCCGAGCUUAUGCGGCGCCUCGAGAUCUUGCCAUCGCAGACGCCGCAGUGCGAGGGACGUGGAAAGGACACUCGUAUACUCUUCGAUAGAGGAAUCGUCCAACGAGACCGCCCUUGCCACAUCGUCGAACGAAUCGGCAGCACGUAUACUCUGUACGCAGGCGAGAUCAACGGCGUGAGCUCGGGCGCGACUUUCGCGGUCUAUUCGGACCGUGAGACAUUCGCCUCCGGUGGCCCGUCCUUGGGCGAACUUACUGUCGACAAAGCCGGCCCGAUCACCAGCUUACUGCUGCCAAUGGAGGACUCUGCGAUCGACUGGCCCGAGAGCGCCUCCGAGGCCGUUGCCGUCAUGAUCCAUGUUGGACAGCAGAGCGCAUUCCGCGUGCACGUUGACGCCCUCGCGCACCCAGCGCUUAGCACAGCCAUCGAAGCGCUCGCGCAAGAGGUGCUUCACCCCACGAACUCGGAUUCUUCUUGGGUCGGCCUUGCACUUUCCUCGCGCGAUACAGCCCAUCUGUCGCUUAUCCCCCUCGGCGAUGCGGUACAAUUCGAGAUACUGGACCAGCGUAUCCGCGGGCUCGGGCUCGAGCGCCUCAACGGGACCGUUUCGGGGGACUCGACGUCGUUACGCUCCGCCUUGCGCUCUGCUGCACACUUCUUCUACCACCUCAGGUCAUCGCCCAUGAAGCAAGGCUUGAGCCGCGCUGUGGACUAUCGUGUGCAUGUCCUUGAGAAGUACAGGACUUCAAGGUCGGAUAUACCCAUCACGGCGUACAAACCCACCGGCGAGCUCGUCGACGUCAAGUCUCGCGACGCGUUCUAUCCCGAGAUGCCAAGGAGAAGCGGAAACGACAUACAACGCGCAUUCUACGGUGUCGACGUUAUCAAUACAGCUCCGAAGGGAUACGGCGAUGGUCUAUUCGUCUGGAUGUUCUACUUUGACUGCAGUACACUGGAGAUCGCCAGACUAUGCGAGCCUCCCAUUGGCAAAUCCGUCAAGCCUCCUUUGCCCGCUGGCAUGGAUCAACCUCUCCCGCUCAACUUCGGUGACGCAGGCGGUCGCCCGCUCACGUUCGCUCUGCCAAAAGGGCGGGCGACUGACGUCGGGUUCAUCCGCAUCUUCUUUGCCACUCAGAACGCGAAUCUGUUGAACAUCGCUCAACGAUCGGUGGUGCGCGGGACGCUAGUUGGACCGCGGUGGACGUCUGAGCCGGAGCUUUGGGAUGUCAUUACGAUUCCGGUCGUUAUGAAGUAG